Messenger RNA from Euleptes europaea (tarantolino), 3158 nucleotides. RefSeq names its product SHOC2 leucine rich repeat scaffold protein (gene SHOC2). Gene Ontology annotation, molecular function: protein binding. The coding region runs from base 83 to 1831 and encodes 582 amino acids. The transcript has 8 exons. The record is from RefSeq and is a predicted model, not a curated record. NCBI's taxonomy places the organism in Eukaryota, Metazoa, Chordata, Lepidosauria, Squamata, Sphaerodactylidae.
CCUUGUUUUGUGGAUGCUGACUGAGCUUUGUUAACUAAGGUUUAAAUUGGGUUUCACGUGGUGUUGGUUAAACUGAGAAACCAUGAGUAGUAAUCUUGGAAAAGAAAAAGAUUGUAAGGAGAAAGACCCCAAAGUAUCUUCGGCAAAGGAGAGAGAGAAAGAAGCCAAGGCCACUGGUGGAUUUGGGAAAGAAAGCAAAGAGAGGGAGCCUAAAACCAAAGGGAAAGAAGCCAAAGAUGGGAAGAAGGACUCCAGCAGUGUGCAGCCAGGUGUGGCUUUUUCAGUGGACAAUACAAUAAAACGACCGAAUCCAGCACCAGGUGCUCGCAAAAAAUCCAGCAAUGCUGAGGUGAUCAAAGAACUAAAUAAAUGCCGGGAAGAAAAUUCAGUGCGCUUGGACUUGGCUAAGCGGUCUAUACACCUUCUCCCAUCAUCUGUAAAAGAGUUAACACAGUUAACAGAACUUUAUUUAUAUGGUAACAAGCUGCAGUCACUACCGGCCGAGGUGGGCUGCCUUGUGAAUCUGGUGACUCUGGCCCUGAGUGAAAAUUCUCUUACCAGCCUGCCUGACUCUCUUGAUAACUUGAAGCAACUCCGUAUGCUUGAUCUGCGGCAUAACAAACUUAGAGAAAUUCCUCCAGUGGUGUACAGGCUAACUUCCCUUACCACACUUUAUCUACGCUUUAAUCGUAUCACAGCUGUGGAAAAGGAUAUCAAGAACUUGUCAAUACUUACCAUGCUCAGUAUACGUGAGAACAAAAUCAAGCACCUGCCUGCAGAAGUUGGUGAGUUGUGUAACCUCAUAACGCUGGAUGUAGCACACAAUCAGCUUGAACAUCUUCCAAAGGAGAUUGGAAAUUGCACACAGAUCACCAAACUCGACCUACAGCACAAUGAACUCUUGGACCUUCCAGACAGUAUAGGAAAUCUGUCCAGCCUGAAAAGUCUUGGUCUGAGGUAUAACCGGCUUUCAGCAAUACCCAGGUCUCUAGCACAGUGCAGCAAACUUGAUGAACUGAAUUUGGAGAACAACAAUAUAUCUACUUUACCAGAGAGUCUCUUAUCCAGCCUUCCCAAUCUGACUAGUCUGACUCUGGCAAGAAACUGUUUCCAGUCAUAUCCAGUUGGUGGUCCCUCACAAUUUUCUACCAUCUAUGCUCUGAACAUGGAGCACAACCGCAUCAAUAAAAUCCCAUUUGGAAUUUUCUCUAGAGCAAAAGUGUUAAGCAAGCUGAAUAUGAAGGACAAUCAGCUGACUUCCCUUCCUCUGGACUUUGGGACAUGGACCAGUAUGGUAGAGCUUAACUUAGCUACAAAUCAACUCAACAAGAUUCCUGAGGAUGUGUCUGGACUGGUUUCUUUAGAGGUUCUUGUGUUAUCAAACAAUCUUUUAAGGAAUCUUCCCCAUGGCAUUGGGAACCUAAGGAAACUAAGAGAAUUGGAUCUGGAGGAAAACAAGCUGGAAUCCUUGCCAAAUGAAAUAGCGUACCUUAGAGAUCUACAGAGACUGAUCCUAACAAAUAACCAGUUGAGCACCCUUCCUAGAGGAAUUGGACACCUCAUCAACCUGACACAUCUUGGAUUGGGGGAGAACUUUCUUACACAACUUCCUGAGGAAAUUGGUACACUGGAGAAUCUGGAAGAACUGUAUCUGAAUGACAACCCUCACCUGAACAGCCUUCCUUUUGAACUGGCCCUCUGCAGUAAACUGUCGAUAAUGAGCAUUGAGAACUGUCCACUCAAUACCCUUCCAGCUCAGAUUGUUGCAGGAGGACCUUCCUUUAUCAUCCAGUUCCUCAAGAUGCAGGGACCUUAUCGUGCCAUGGUCUGAUGGAUAACUAUUUUAAAGGUGUACAAAAUAUAAAUGGUAUUAAGGGUGUCAUUGUGUAUAUAUUAUUAUUAUUAUCUAGGCCACACAGUGCCAGGAUUGGAUAAAAAUUGGGUUGUCCCAUACACUGUACGAAAUGCAAAGAGCAUUACUGGUAUUGUGUAUGUGUGUAUAUAUAAUAUAAUAUAUAUAGUAUAUUAUAUUAUAUAUAAAACAUAAAUAAUAUAAAACAGGCAAAUUUAAGACCACAUGUAUGUGUUUCUGCUAAUAGAGGAAGCAUAGCCAUUUAGAUUUUUUUUCUUUGUAAAAUGCUUGUCUAAGUUUUCUUUGCUGAAUUUGAUGGAUGUCUUGGUAAUCUGGAGAUACCAGUUCACUGGGAAUGAUUUCCAACCUUGCUGAUAAAUUUAAGGGACAAAACGUUUUUAGAUGGAUCCCUCUUUAUGUUGGAAAAACCAUGCAGCUCAGUAAUAUGAACUUUCUUCUACCAUUCCCCUCUGCACACAUUAUUUGUGUCAAAAACCUGUUGGGAGUAAUUUGUCUUCUAGUUGGGGAGAUCCUUUAACUUAUUCUAAGAUUUGAGAUAAAUGGUGUUGUAUGUUGUUUACAGUCAGAGUAAAUCAAUGGAUUUUUUUGAUUUGCUCUGUUUUAAUCAUAUCUAGAAUGUAUGUGCUUCUGCUGAGGGCUUUUUAUUGACUGAUUUAUAGUAAAACAAAAAUAAACAGCUGGUAAGUAGGAAAAGAAACAGUCCGACAAAAGCUUGAAUUAAUUUUAAGUCUUGGUUCCUUGAGUCAUUGGUUGUGGGCAUAUCUUAUUUGGACCAGUUCUUUUAUGGUGGUCUCGUGUAUGACAAGCAACAUUUCCUGAUUAGAAAUGGACUGAUUUGUUGAAGAACUACACAUUCUUUUAAGGUCUAAUAGUACAUUGACGAGGAAAUAUAUAUAUAUGGUAAUGUUGUAUUUUAUGACAACAGGCAAUUGUAAGAGUUUCUCCCAGUCCUUGUACAAUUAAUGAAUGUGUCUCUUUGAAACACUGCAAUGCAUAUUACGAUUUAUGGUUGGUUAACAUUGUUACUCUGGUUUUAUAUCUUGACUUGCCUUGUACGUCCUUCCAUUAUUAUGGAGCAUCUGCGUCCAAGCACAAUAUCUCCAUGCUGUGCUGUUUUGCUGCUGAACUAAAUGCACUUUUCCCUACAGUUGGGACACUUGCUUCAAUUUAAUCAGUUCAGUACUAUGAUUUAUUCUCUUUUAACCUCAUCCUAUCAAUCUCAGUAUUAAAGAAUGAUCUAUUAAAAAGGACACCUUUUCAUUUGUAUUUAAAUUUUGAUUGCUGU